AUAAAAUCCCUAAAUUUAGGGCCGCGGGGUGUUUUGCUUUUUCAAGUACCUUAUCUCAGAUACUGUAUUUUUAAUGCUACCAACGGCAUACAAUUCUAGUGCUAUGUAAAUGCAUAUCCUCACUGGUUGAUCUGCAUUGCCUAUCACGGUGAUAAAUAAAUUUGCAACUGAACAUAGCACAAUGAUCUUAUCCAAAUGCAACACAGCACAAACUAGUAUGCCUCAUAAAUUCCAGCCUGCAAUGGCUUCACGAAAUAAUUCAUCCUACUCCACAUUUUGGCCCUCCAAUUUUAGUACAGGUAAGAAAACAUCCUUAUAUUUAAGCUCAAAGCCCACUGUAUUUUCUAGUUUUUCGUAUUGUAAAAUUGUGUGCAAAAUCGAAGUAGACACGGAGAAAUUAAAGCGGCGCCUUGUGAAGAAGGGUUUCAUGCCCACGCCCAAGAUUAUUCACAAGCUGAGAAAGAAAGAAAUUCAGAAAGUGAACAGAAAGGCCAAGAAAAACCCCGAAAAAGAGCCUCCGCCACGGGUUAAGAAGAUCAUGGAAGAGGAGGCUCUCUUCGAAAAAGCGUGUCGUGAAUACGAGAUGCUUAUGGCGGAAUUAGAAGACAAGGCAGAAAAUCCUUCUAUUGACGAUGGAAAAUUUAGAGAGAAAGAUUCUGUUCAAUCUGCAGGAGAAGAGUUUUCUGUCAGCGACGGAGAACUUAGAAAAGAAGAAUUUUGUGUCAAUGAUGGAACGGUCACUGAAAUGAAAUUUUCUCUCGGUGACGGAAAAUUUACAGCAGAAGAAUUUUUCGCUGGUGACGGAAAAUCUUCGGGAGAAGGGUUCUCUGCUAGUGGGGGGAAAUUCACAGGAGAAGAAAUUUCUGUUGGUGAUAGAAAAUUUACAGGAGAAGAGAUUUCUGUUCUCGAUGAAAAGUUCGCAGUAGAGGAAAUUUCUGUUGCCGGUAGAAUAUCUGGAGGAGAUGCAUUUUCUUUCAGCGAUGGAAUAUAUACAGAAGACGGCAGAAAAUUUACAGAGGGAAUUUCUGUUAGUAAUAGAAACUUUAAGGAAGAAAUUUCUAUUAUUGAUGAUGAUGGCUAUGGUAAUGGCGUUGAUAAUCUAUUCCGAGAAAUGGAAGAAAUUUCUGUCUCUGAUGACGGUAGCGAUGAUGAUAACUAUGAUGAUAAUGGGGUGGGGAUGGAAGGGACAUUGCGGGGGAGGACAGUAGAAAUUGAAGAAAAGGAGGAUUUAAAUUCUGGUGUAGGCACUGUUUGGUCCGAAAGACAUGAGAAAACAAGGUUUAGUCAUUGGGCCGAUAAGGGUGUGAAAAUGGAAGAGAAGUCCUUGGGGAGGGCAAUGGGAAUCGAAAAUAGUGGUUUGGAAUAUGGCGUGGUCAAUUAUAGGUCUGAACAACAUGAGAUAGUGAGGACUACUCGUAGUUAUGAGAGAGUGGAUCGUUCUGUUUUUUCAGAAGAGCUUCGUGUCAUUGAUAUUGAUAAUGACUUGGAUAACAAGGAUGAUAGUCAAGGUGUGAAAACGGAAGGCAAGUCCGGGAAGUUCUGGGAGCGAGCAAGGGAAAUUGAAAAUAAUGGUGUGAACAGUUUUAGGUCUGAAAGAGACGGUAGAAUGAGGGCUAUUCAUGCUGACGAGAGAAUGAAGGGUUCUGUCAGUCAUAUAAAAUUUACAAAAAGGAUUUCUGUCACUGAUGGUGAUGGCGAUGGUGAUGCUAAGGGUGUGCAAAUGAAAGGGAGGCCCUGGGAAAGGGCAGGGAAAACUGAAAAAUCGAAGGGUAUAAAAUCUGGUUUGAGCAAAUGUAUGUCUGGAAGAGAUGGGAGAAUGAGGGCUCAUCGUAGUGAUAUUGAUGAGAGAGUGAAUCAGGAAGAUUUGGAGGAUUUUAGAGAAAUGCUCGUGAAACGUGGAAAUGUGGAGCUCCAGGAUCUGCAUUGGCUUCUGGAUGAUGAACUGGGUGAUGAUAAACUUGGUGCAGGGAAUGAAAACUGUAGCAAACAGGAGGUUACAGAAAGGCCAAGAGGUCCAAUUGAUGAGGAGAAACAGAUACAGUGGCUCACAGAAAGGUUGGAUAGUGUAAAUGUUAAAAUGCCUACAUGGCAGCUCUCAAAUCUGAUGCACAGUGCAAGAAUGAAGUUCACUGAUGGUCGUUUGGUAAAGAUCAUCCAAGUUUUAGGUGAUCUGGGCAACUGGAGGAAAGCAGUUGAAGUAGUUCACUGGGUCCAUAACCGUAAACGUUACCAGUACUGUAAAGGCAGGUAUGUGUAUACAACCCUGCUUGCUGUGCUUGGGAAGGCAAGGAGGCCAAUAGAAGCAUUGAAUGUCUUUCACGCAAUGCGUGAACAUAUUUCGUCUUACCCUGACAUGCCAGCAUAUCGUUGUAUUGCAACUACUCUUGGGCAAGCUGGUUAUCUCAAAGAGCUUUUGAAUAUCAUUGAUUGUUUACGUACAGGUCCUGCAAAUCUGAUGAAGAAUGUGAAAUUUCUACAUUGGGAUCCUCGCCUGGAACCCGAUGUGGUUGUCUAUAAUGCUGUGUUAAAUGCUUGUGUUCCUUGGAAAGAAUGGAAAGGAGCUUUUUGGGUGUUGCAACAGAUGAGACAAAAUGGAUUAAGACCUUCGUGUGUGACUUAUGGGCUUGCAAUUGAGGUAAUGGUUGCUUCUGGCAAGUACGAGCUGGUACACAUGCUUGUUGAGAAAAUGGAAAAAGCAGGCCUGACACCAAAUGCUUUGACUUACAAAGCUAUUGUACGUGCUUUUCGGAAAGAAAAAAAGACUGAUGAAGCUCUGAGAGCAGUUGAGGAGAUGAAGUGUAGAGGAGUGGUUCCAACAGCAAGUGUUUACUAUGAACUAGCAUCCUGCCUUUGUAGUGCUGGAAGAUGGAAAGAUGCUUUGUUUCAGGUUGAGAAUUUAUGUAAGUGUCCUCCUGUUAAACCUUUGGUUGUCACAUUCACUGGCCUAAUUCAGUGUUCUGCAGAAGCUGGACAUAUACAUGAUUGUGUAUCUAUUUUCAAAUAUAUGCAAAAAUUUUGCACACCUAAUAUAGGAACUGUCAAUGUCUUGAUAAAAGCAUAUGGAGAAAAUAAUAUGUUCCAAGAAGCCAAAGCAUUGUUUGAGGGGGUUAAGAAAGGGAGGAUUGGUCAACAAAAUCUUGGAAGUAAUGCUUCCAGGCUCAGUCCAGAUACUUUUACAUACAAUGCAAUGUUAGAGGCAUGCGCUAUGGCAGGCGAGUGGGGAUACUUGGACAAUGUGUACAAGCAGAUGAUUCUUAAUGGUAACUCAGUUGAUCAAAAUCGACAUGCAUGGCUGAUAGUGGCGGCUUCGAGAGCUGGAAAGUCACAUUUGUUGGACCAUGCAUUUGACCAGCUUAUUGAGCAGGGUAAGAUUCCUCAUGUUUCACUCUACAAAGAAAAGAUAUGUCAAAGCUUACAGUCAGAAGAAUAUGAUAAAGUUAUUAACUACAUAAACACCAUGGCCAAAGGAUCAAUGGAGAUAUCUGAAACUGAGUGGACAGAGCUAUUCAAGAUCACCAAUUGUAUCACAAAAGACAGAUUGAGACACUUAUCAGAUAAGGUGAACAGUUAUGUAGCAGAUGAUGAUUUGAGGAGCUGCAUCUUCAGUAAUUUGAUGAAGUCCUUGCAUCUUUUAUGUGGACUGAAUACGUCAUUAGAACCUAUAAAACUUAUCAACAACCUGCGCAUGAUGAAAUAUGAUGGGCAAAUCCAUUCAUAUGUAAAUAGUAUGCCCCUUUAUUCAAUAGGGGAAAAUGAAAAAGUGACAAUUAACAUUCGAAAUCGAUAUAUUAUGGACAAGAUUGGAAUGCAGAAUUCAAAGCCUUGCAUGAAAAAUGAUAUUCUAAACCCUUUUGUAAGUGAGGAAAAGGAUUAUGAUGUGGAUAAUUUUGGAGAUACUAAUUUGCCAUCGGCAGACAAGAUACUGAUGGAAUGGAGGCAGAAUGUCAAAAAAAAGGGUCUUGUACAGUGUUAGUUUUUACAAAUUUAACCCGAUCCUCUUUCAGGUCUUUUCUGUAUUAUUAAAAGAUAUUUUGUAUAUUCAAUGUCUUUAUAGUUUUAUUGUA
Messenger RNA from Cryptomeria japonica (Japanese cedar), 4064 nucleotides. RefSeq names its product pentatricopeptide repeat-containing protein At5g67570, chloroplastic. Lineage: Eukaryota; Viridiplantae; Streptophyta; Pinopsida; Cupressales; Cupressaceae. Bases 182 to 3973 code for a protein of 1263 amino acids. The transcript is spliced from 9 exons. Gene Ontology annotation, biological process: chloroplast organization. The record is from RefSeq and is a predicted model, not a curated record. Gene Ontology annotation, cellular component: chloroplast. Gene Ontology annotation, molecular function: protein binding.